Parascedosporium putredinis is the source of this 864-nucleotide messenger RNA. NCBI's taxonomy places the organism in Eukaryota, Fungi, Ascomycota, Sordariomycetes, Microascales, Microascaceae. The record is from the annotation of a GenBank genome assembly.
AUGAGUGGGGGCUGGAAUACUAUCGAGUCCGAUGCGGGCGUCUUCACAUACCUCCUCGAGAACCUCGGCGUAAAAGACGUGCAGUUCGAAGAGCUCCUCUCCCUCGACCCUUCCUACCUCUCCGCCCUCCACCCCGUAUACGGCGUCAUCUUCCUCUUCAAGUUCCCCACCGACCGCCCCUACGCCGGCGCUUCCGCCCCCACGAUGGCUCCUACGACGAAGCCGCCUCCGACAGCAUCUUCUUCGCCCACCAAACCAUCCAAAACGCUUGCGGCACCCAGGCCCUCCUCAGCGUCACUUUGCCGGCAUGCUCCCCCGGACAUCCGCGGCGAGGCCCUCAGCAACUCGGAGCUCAUCCGCGAGGACGGCGAGCCCGACGACGCGUUCCACUUCAUCGCCUACCUCCCCGUCAACGGCAAGCUGUACGAGCUCGACGGCUUGCAGCCCUCCCCCAUCUCCCACGGCGACUGCGACGGCACCACGGAAGACUUUGGCGCCAAGGUCAUGGACGUUCUCCAGAGGCGCAUCGCCCGCUACGACGCCUCCGAGAUCCGCUUCAACCUCCUCGCCAUGGUCCGGGACCGCCGCAUCGCCGCGCGCGAGAUCGGCGACCUCGACACCGUCGAGGCCGAGGAUAGGAAGCGCGAGGCUUGGAUGUUUGAAAACGCCCUGCGCAGGCACAACUUUGUCGGCUUCGCCGGCGAGGUUCUCAAAGGUGUCGUAAAGGAAAAGGUGGCCGAGGGCAAGUUUGACAGCUGGGUCAAGGACGCCACCGCAAAGAGAGAGGAGGAGUGGCUAUCCAUGGACAAGGUUCGGAAGAAGAGGAAGCAGCAGGGCGGUGGCGACGUCGAGAUGGCUGGUUGA